AUGCAGAACUUUUCCCAUACAAUUUGGAUGGGAGAUCUUGAGCCAUAUAUGGAUGAAAUGUUUAUUAAAAGAGCCUUUGAAACAUCAGGUGAAAACGUAGUCAGUGUGAAAGUAAUCAGAAAUAAGGCAACUGGCCAAACACUUGGUUAUGGUUUCAUUGAAUUUCCCAAUUCCACAGCUGCGAGGGAUGCGAUGCUGAAAUUAAACGGGAAGCUUAUCCCUGGAGCACCAACUCGAAGAUUCAAGUUGAAUCAUGCCAGUUAUGGGAAAGAUAGCACUUCUAGCAAUGAGUGUUCUUUAUUUGUUGGCGAGUUAACAGAAGAUGUUGAUGAUCUUGCCUUGUUCAAUGCUUUUAAAAAGUAUCCUACUUGUCGAUCAGCUAAAGUUGUAAUGACAAAUGGGAAAUCUCGUGGAUAUGGUUUCGUCCGUUUUUAA
Heterobilharzia americana is the source of this 435-nucleotide messenger RNA. NCBI's taxonomy places the organism in Eukaryota, Metazoa, Platyhelminthes, Trematoda, Strigeidida, Schistosomatidae. The record is from the annotation of a GenBank genome assembly.